CACGAUCAGUGAAUAACAGAACCAGCAAAAAGAGAAAUAUCUGGAAGAUUCAAGAAAAUUGUUCUUAUGUUUCAAAAAAAAUCAUGUCUGAGAAAUUAAUGAAUGUGACUCUAAUAACAAAAUUCUUGCUCAUGGGAUUCCCCGAUGAUCAGGUGCUACAGAGACUUUAUGCUGUAUUCUUCUCCCUGGUUUACCUGAUGGCGCUGAUGGGGAAUCUCCUCAUUAUCACACUCAUCACUAUUGACCAGCAUCUACAAAAACCCAUGUACUUCUUCCUGAAAAAUUUGUCUUUGAUUGAUAUCUGUUACAUCUCUGUCACUGUCCCCAAAUCUGUCAUGAACACUCUGACCAACAACCAAUCCAUCUCCUUUGUGGGAUGUGCCUCACAGGUUUUCCUUGUUCUUGUCUUUGCUGGCACAGAGUUUGCCCUCCUUCUGGUGAUGUCCUAUGACCGCUAUGCUGCUAUCUGCUGUCCUCUGCACUAUGAGGCCAUCAUGAAUAGAGGUGCCUGUGUGCAGAUGGUGACAGCAUCUUGGUUCAGUGGGUGUAUCUAUGGAUCCAUUCAUGUUGCAGGCACAUUUUCUGUCCAUUUCUGUGGGCCAAACAUAGUGCAUCAAAUUUUCUGUGACAUUCCAUCACUGCUUACACUUGCUUGUUCUGGGGAUCAAACUCUGGAAUAUGUGUUUAUUAUUGUCAGUUGUUGUUUUGCUUUUGUAUGUUUUACUUUCAUGGUUGUUUCCUAUGGUUAUAUUGUGUCCACUGUCCUAAGAAUUCCAUAUUCACAAAGCAGGUUUAAAACCUUCUCUACCUGCAUGCCCCAUCUAACUGUGGUAACCUUGUUCCUCUCUUCUGGAUAUAUUGCAUAUUUAGGUGCAACCUCAAAAUCCCCAACAUCAAUGAACCUGUUUAUGUCUGUGUUAUAUUCUCUGUUACCUCCCAGCCUGAAUCCUGUCAUUUACAGCCUGAGAAACAGGGACAUGAAGGUGGCCCUUGGAAAUAUUUUUAGUGAAAAAUGA
Messenger RNA from Lutra lutra (Eurasian river otter), 1016 nucleotides. RefSeq names its product olfactory receptor 14A16-like. The record is from RefSeq and is a predicted model, not a curated record. Gene Ontology annotation, cellular component: membrane. Gene Ontology annotation, molecular function: G protein-coupled receptor activity; odorant binding; olfactory receptor activity. NCBI's taxonomy places the organism in Eukaryota, Metazoa, Chordata, Mammalia, Carnivora, Mustelidae. Bases 84 to 1016 code for a protein of 310 amino acids. Gene Ontology annotation, biological process: G protein-coupled receptor signaling pathway. The transcript has a single exon.